Messenger RNA from Daldinia childiae, 1089 nucleotides. Its product is annotated as putative aspartate-semialdehyde dehydrogenase. Lineage: Eukaryota; Fungi; Ascomycota; Sordariomycetes; Xylariales; Hypoxylaceae. The coding region runs from base 1 to 1089 and encodes 362 amino acids. The record is from RefSeq and is a predicted model, not a curated record. Gene Ontology annotation, molecular function: NAD binding; aspartate-semialdehyde dehydrogenase (NADP+) activity; protein dimerization activity. The transcript is spliced from 4 exons. Gene Ontology annotation, biological process: L-threonine biosynthetic process.
AUGGCUUCCCAAUUCCCUACUAAGAAAUGCGGCGUGUUAGGCUGCACCGGCUCCGUGGGUCAGCGGUUCAUCUUACUCCUAUCUCAACAUCCAUACUUCGUCCUUCAUGCCGUAGGAGCGUCGUCUAGAUCUGCCGGUAAGAAGUAUAAGGAUGCCGUACGAUGGAAGCAGGCCUCUCCCAUGGGUUCCGUUGGUGAGCUUGUCGUCCGUGAGUGCAAGUCUAGCGAGUUUGCCGACUGCGACGUCAUUUUCAGCGGCCUGGACUCAGAUGUUGCUGGCGAGAUCGAGAUGGAGUUCCUUAAGGCAAACCUAGCCGUCUUCUCCAACGCGAAGAAUUACCGUCGGGACCCCCUCGUGCCCCUUGUCGUUCCUACUGUCAACCUGCCACACCUCGAUUUGAUCCCGCACCAGCGGAAACACCAUGGCUUAGAGAAGGGGUUCCUGGUGUGUAACUCGAACUGCGCAGUCAUCGGUCUAGUGAUCCCGUUCGCGGCCCUGCAGGCGCGGUUCGGCCCCGUCGACACCGUCAGCGUUGUUACCAUGCAAGCCGUUUCCGGUGCCGGCUACCCUGGCGUCAGCAGCAUGGAUAUCAUGGACAACGUGGUACCGUUUAUCUCCGGCGAAGAGGACAAGCUCGAAACUGAGGCGCGCAAAAUCCUCGGCGGCAUCAACAGCGACGCCACUGCGCUCGUCGAGCAGGAGGAGCUUCGCGUGUCUGCCGCCUGUAAUCGCGUUCCGGUGCUUGACGGACAUACGGCCUGUGUAUCGCUACGGUUCAAGAACAGGCCUGCGCCGAGUGCGGAGGAUGUGCGUGCUGCCCUGAGAGAGUACGUCAGCGAGGCCGAGAAGCUAGGUUGUCCGAGUGCCCCACGCCCGAGCAUCCAGGUCUUUGACGAGCCGGACCGUCCGCAGCCAAGGCUCGAUCGCGACUUGAGUCGUGGAUACACGGUUAGCGUGGGUCGCGUGCGCGAGGACGAGAGCGGGAUCUUCGAUAUCAAGUUUGUCGCACUGAGCCAUAACACUGUCAUCGGAGCUGCAGGUUCUUCGAUAUUGAAUGCGGAAGCGGCGGUACUGAAAGGAUUCAUCUAG